AAAUUCCAAUACGAAAAAACUAAUCUAUUUCAAAAUUAUUCUAAAGAAACAAAUUAUAAUUAUUCCAAUGAUAUCGAUUUAUUCAAACUUGUUAUCUUAUUUUCACAUCAUCCUCACUCACCCAUUUUCAACUCUCAUUCUACAUCAUACCACUCUCAACCACUGAAUGCAUAAAGAACCAAUCUAUUUUCAGAAACUCGCCCUUGAAUUAUUCCAACUUCGAAUCUUAUCGUUUCAUUUCCAACGACCAGGUCUCCAUACCAGAAAGGAACCAAGAAAGAAAGAGAGAAAGAGAGCGAGCAAGAGAAGGAGAAAGAGAGAAAGAGAGGCUCCUCCGAAAGAUCCGCGAUAAUCCCGCAACGAUUCCCCCGCGUGAGGACACGGAGAGCACGGCGUGUCUCACGGCGAACCGUGUAUCGCGUGUGUUGCCUAAUGGUGGAAGGAAACGUUAUCCAGAGGCGGGCAAUGGACGGGCAUUACUGUACGGCGUACCCUGGUAGGGCCGAGAGAAGUCAGCCUCCGGGAUAUGGACUCGUACUCAGUCUUCGAACUGGUCUCGUACCGCGCUCUAUGCAGCGUGUCACACAGCCCUGUGAACAGCGGCAGCUUAGUUAACAACACCGCGUGUUGCUCUGCAUCUUCGUCGAGUCUCUCGUCCACUGGACCUCUUGCGCUCGUACACCGUCUCGUCGUUCACCGGUUUCUCGUAGUCGACUGACUCUUCAUACUUCGCGAGACUUAUUUUCGUAUUUCGUAGCUUCCGGAAAUCGCGUGGAAUUCUCGCGGAAACUCGUCUCUCUCUUUCUAUCUUUCGUUUAACUCCCGUCAUAUUUUCUUUUUCGUGAAAUUUUCGUGAAAUCACUCUCGUCCAGUCUCAGUUUUUGGUGGAUUUCUGACAGUUAUUUGAUCAAUUUCUCUUUUAAGAAGAAAGGAAAAUAUUGCAAGUCUCGAUCGAUAUCAACGGGAUCUUUCGAUCACCUGUCAUCCGGUGAGGAAGAAACGGCUAGAGCCGAAACGCAAUCGACAUCGACAGUGGAUUUACCGGAAACGAGUCUUCGACACGGAGGAUGACACAAAAGUAGAGCUAGGAAAAAGAAGGCAAGAUUAUGGAUCUUCUUCUCUUGAUCGGAUUGCUUCCCUUUAUAUCAGGAGUUCUCGGGGAUUGUCCCUUGGUGCAAGCGCCGCAAUGGGGAAGAGUGAGGGAACGAGUCCUUAAAGAUGGUACUUUACAGACCGUGUACUCGUGUGAACCAGGCCGUAGAUUGAAGGGCCAUAAAAUACUGACUUGCACCGCGGACGGUUGGAAUCAUCCCAUCCCGAAAUGCGUGCCUCACGACAACAGAUUCCGACACUUUCGCACCGAUCUGUAUCUCGGCGAUGAUCCAAUUUCAACGAUGGCGGGGGAGGAGAGGGCGGCGAGGGAUCGGGUGAGGGCGCGCAAGAGGAUCGGCGAGCUGAAGAAGCGGAGGAAGGCGAAGGAGAGGAGGCAGAGGAUGAGGCAUGGGGGCGAGAAGUCGGCGGUGGAAUCGCCCCCGGCUUUGCCACGCGUUGCAUUGAAUGAAACAAUAAUGUCGAGGCUGGAUCUGAGCUGCAUCAUGAAAGCUCGAAGGAAAGGAUUUACCAAAGCUCCCCUGGUCGAAAACGCGUAUCCAGCCAAGUAUGCCAGAAGGAAGAGCGUACUACCGCCGUACAAUCGAUACCUAGUGGCAGUUUACGAGUGCAUCGAGGGAUACGUUUUCGAGGACUCGACGACUGAUCGACUUUUCUGCAGCGAUGGCGCUUGGUUAGGCGCGAUUCCGCGUUGCGUAAAAGUGGAAGAAGCGACACUCAAUAACGUGAAACGUUGCAAUCAGGAUCGAGGCGGGUGCGAGCAUGUGUGUGAAGAUACUCAAACAGGUGUGAACUGCUCGUGUUUCGAUGGAUUCCGCGUCAAAGGAUCUUCCUGCAUAGAUAUAGACGAAUGUGCCGAAAGUACAGCCGGUUGCGCUCAAAUUUGUCACAACGAUCCUGGUUCCUUCCAUUGUGAAUGCCAUUCUGGUUAUCAAUUGGGAAACGAUAGUAAAUCGUGUCUGGACGUUAACGAGUGCCUGGUGAAUAACGGGCACGGGCCGUGCCAAGGCGCUUGCAUCAAUCUCGAAGGGAGCUACGAGUGCAACUGUUCCGAUAUUCCCGGCCACAAAUUGGCCGCGGAUAAUCACACCUGCGAGGAUAUCGACGAGUGCUCGACCAACAACGGGGGAUGCUCCCAUGUUUGUUUGAACACGCCUGGAAGCGCUUUUUGCCUCUGCCCGGACGGCUUUUAUCUGACCAACGACUGGAAAACUUGCCAAGAUGUGAAUGAAUGCGAGAACGCAUCCAAGGUUUGCACGAAUAAUACCGAUUGCGAGAACACUGUCGGCUCGUUUAAAUGCGUGAGCAAGCCCCAAAAGAUGACCAAAGUUCUCCAGGACGAAGAUUACGACGCGGAGGACGACGAGGACGAUGACGAUUACGACGAGGAAGAGGGCAUCACGGAAAUUCCAGAUUUUGGCAAAUGCGAGGAUGGCUUCAGAAAGAACAAAAACGGCGAAUGCAUUGAUAUCGACGAAUGCUCGGACGAGGGAGAGCGGCUGCGAGCACGAGUGCGUGAACGAGCCAGGCGGUUACUACUGCACCUGCCACUUGGGUUUCGAGCUCGGAGAGGACGGCGUAUCGUGCCGCGAUAUCGACGAGUGCAAAGAGGGGGUCAAACCGUGCUCCCACGGUUGCAACAACACCGAGGGCUCGUUCGAGUGCACCUGUCCAAGGGGAUUCUCUCUCAAAGAGGACAAUCUCACCUGCACUCGGGCGAGANCGAAACACUGGCGACACCUUGCUCUCACGAGUGCCAAGAGUCGGAGGACGGGCCGACGUGCGUUUGCCCGCGAGGUUAUCGCGUCCACGAGGACGAGGUGAGCUGCGUGGACGAGGACGAGUGCGCUCUGAACCUGUGCUCUCACUCCUGCGUGAACUUGGAGGGUGGGUUCUUGUGCACCUGCCCUCAAGGUUUCGAAACAAGGUUGGACAAGUUCAAUUGCACGGACGUGGACGAGUGCGCCAACAAUAUUCACGAUUGCGAGCACGAGUGCGUGAACGUCCACGGGGGUUACGCGUGCGGCUGUCGAUCCGGGUUCACUUUGAACGACGACAACAGGACCUGUUCGGACGUGGACGAGUGUCUGGAGGGUGGUCACAAGUGCGAGCAGAUCUGCGUGAAUUCCGUUGGGAAUUACACUUGCUCUUGCAGGGAGGGUUACCGGUUGUCGGACGGAGAAGGCAGUUUCUUCGAUUGCGUGGACGUAAACGAGUGCGACGAGGGGCGACACGGUUGCUCCCACGAGUGUUCGAACGAGGAGGGUGGAUUCGAGUGCGGUUGCCCGUUGGGUUAUCUGUUGGGCAACGACUCGAGGACAUGCGAGGACGCGAACGAGUGCCUGGAAGGGACUCACCAAUGCUCCCACGAGUGCGUGAACGUUCAAGGGUCGUACGCGUGCACCUGUCCACCCGGCAUGGUCGCGUCGGAGGACAAGAGGCUGUGCGUCCCCGUCGACCCGUGCCAUUUCGCCAAUUGUUCCCACGUGUGCGAGAAGCAUCGCGACACUUUCAAAUGCAGCUGCCCAGAGGGUUUCGUCCUCCAGGAGGACGGGAGGACCUGCCAGGAUUUCGACGAGUGCCUCGAGAACGAGCACGAUUGCUCCCACGAUUGCGCCAACACGCUGGGAAGUUACGAGUGCGUCUGCCCCGACGGUUUGACGCUUCUGCAGGACGGCCUCACGUGCGAGGACCCGUUGUGCCCGGAGGGACUGCGGCGGGACGAGAAGGGCAGGUGUCGGGACGUCGACGAGUGCCUGGAACGAAACCACGAGUGCUCCCACAUCUGCAUCAACGAGCACGCCUCGUAUCGUUGCUCCUGCCUCCCUGGAUGGACCUUGUCCGACGACGGCGUCACCUGCGUCGUUUCAGACCCCUGCUCCAACUCGUCCUGCUCCCACAUCUGCCUCCCCUCCUCGAGCCCCGCCUGCGGUUGCCCUUCGGGGUACAAGUUGGCCGCGGACGGCGCCACCUGCCAGGACGUGGACGAGUGUCGAGACGGGUCGGCCAAUUGCAGUUUCUCGUGCAGGAACGACGAGGGGUCGUACGCUUGCGAGUGCCCGCAAGGGUUCAAGCUCGGCGAGGACGGUCGAAGUUGCGUCGACGUGGACGAAUGCGCGCAACCUGAUCACAAUUGUCCCCGAGAAUGCGUCAAUCUCGAGGGGACGUACGAGUGCGUGUGCCCUGUCGGACACGUGUUCUCGAAAACGGAGCUCGCCUGCGUGGACAUCGACGAGUGCGCGACCGCGCAACACGCCUGCUCCCACGCGUGCACCAACACCGUAGGCGGAUACGACUGCACUUGCCCGACCGGAUGGAGGCUGAAACAGGACUCGAGGAACUGCUUCCCUCCGUCUACCGUCCAUCGUAAUUGCUCGCACGCGUACGAGCGAGACGGCGAGGAGAUCCGCUGCGGUUGCCCCGAGGGCUUCGAGCUCCAGGACGACGAGACCACUUGCGGCGACGUCGACGAGUGCGCCGAGGAUCCUCCCCCUUGCGCCCACCGCUGCGUCAACACGAAAGGAUCCUACCGCUGCGAGUGCCCUCCCGGUCUACGGCUGAGACAGGAUCGAACAACCUGCCAGGACAUCGACGAGUGCGUAAAUAACAACGGGGGCUGUUCCCACGAUUGCUCCAACACCGAGGGUAGCUUCCGCUGUACCUGUCCUCGAGGAUACGAGUUGGUCGAGGACGGCAAGACGUGUCUGGACGUGGACGAAUGCGUAAAUAACAACGGAGGUUGUUCUCACGAUUGCUUUAACACCGAGGGUAGCUUUCGUUGUACCUGUCCUCGAGGAUACGAGUUGGUCGAGGACGGCAAGACGUGUUUGGACGUGGACGAGUGCGUAAAUAACAACGGGGGUUGUUCUCACGAUUGCUCCAACACCGAGGGUAGCUUUCGUUGUACCUGUCCUCGAGGAUACGAGUUGGUCGAGGAUGGCAAGACGUGUCUGGACGUGGACGAAUGCGUAAAUAACAACGGCGGUUGUUCUCACGAUUGCUUUAACACCGAGGGUCGCUUUCGUUGUACCUGUCCUCGAGGAUACGAGCUGGUCGAGGACGGCAAGACGUGUUUGGACGUGGACGAGGGCGUAAAUAACAACGGGGGUUGUUCUCACGAUUGCUUUAACACCGAGGGUAGCUUUCGUUGUACCUGUCCUCGAGGGUACGAGUUGAUCGAGGACGGGAAGACGUGUCUGGACGUGGACGAGUGCAAGAGGAAGGAUGUGUUCCACGGGUGUUCCCAUCGGUGCGAAAAUUUGGACGGUGGGUACGUUUGCUCUUGUCCCGAGGGCUCGGUGCUUGGACAGGACAAUAGGACGUGCACAGUGGGGGCGUGCGAGCAGAUGCACAAUUGCAGCCACACGUGCGUGAACGUCCGGGAUGGUUACGAAUGCGAGUGUCCCACAGGGUGGGAAUUAAGCUCGGACGGUCGGACGUGCGAGGAAAUUGAUUUUUGCGCCGGUGGACACGGCUGCUCGCACGAGUGCGUGAGCGUGGCGGGUGGCGGGUUCCAGUGCCGGUGCCCGGCCGGCUAUGCUUUGUCCAAGGAUAACAGGAGCUGCCUGGACAGGGACGAGUGCGAGGAGGCGGGCAACGAGGUGAGCAACGGCUGCUCCCAUUCCUGCGUCAACACGGAUGGGAGCUACGAGUGCGGGUGCCCGAAAGGGUAUCGACUGGCAGGCGAUCGAAAGACCUGCGAGGACGUGAACGAGUGCAUCGAGGACAACGGUGGAUGCUCCCAUCUGUGCGCCAACAUCGAGGGUGGCGUCGAGUGCGCCUGCCCGGAUAAUUACAAACUGCUGGAGGACGACGGGAAGACGUGCGUGGAGAUCGACGAAUGCCUGAUCGACAACGGUGGUUGCACGCAUUUGUGCCAUUACGAGAACGGCACCGUCUCCUGUUUCUGCCCGCCAGGCAUGAUUCUCGAGGACGACAAUGCCACUUGCUCGGAGGAGAACAAGUGUUACGCGGAUAACGGGGGUUGCUCCCAUUAUUGCAGCUACGAGGAUGGCAGGGUGGCUUGCUCCUGCCCAACGGAUCUCGUAUUGUCCGAGAACGGAACCGUUUGCGUGGAACGAAAUAGGUGCUCGGAGGGGAACGGUGGUUGCUCCCACGAUUGCCGUUACGAGGGAGGAGAGACGUUUUGCCUGUGCCCGGACGACAUGAUCCUCGCGGAUGACAAGCUUCGUUGCGUCUACGCGAACAAAUGUUUCAUCGACAACGGGGGCUGUUCCGACAUCUGCUCCUUCUCGAACGGCUGCGAGUGCCCGUCCGGGUUCAGACUGUCGGGGGACGACAACGCUACCUGCGUGGACGUCGACGAGUGUUCGGAAUUGUUGGACAAUUGCACGCACAGGUGUACGAAUACGGAGGGCGGGUUCGAGUGCGGGUGCAACCAAGGAUUCAAAGUGAGCCCCGUUGAACCCGCUUUCUGCGACGACGUGGACGAAUGCGAGGACUCGAGCGCGGGAUGCUCCCAUACAUGCGCGAACUUGGUAGGAUCGUUUCACUGUACCUGUCCAACCGGAUACGUGUUGGAGAAUGACAAUAAAACUUGCAGGUUGGUCGACGGUUGCAAGCAGAACAACGGAAACUGUUCUCAUCAUUGUCACCACGAGGAAGGUAGCGAGACGGUACACUGCUCCUGCCCUCUGGGAUUCAGAUUGAAACAGGAGGAUCAGAGAACUUGCGAGGAUAUCGACGAGUGCGAGGAGUUCGAGAAUGACGUGGAUCUAGGCUGUUCCCACAUCUGCGUCAACACCGAAGGGGGAUACUAUUGCGAGUGCCCCUCCGGCUACAUCCUGUUGCCGGAGAACAAGAAAAAUUGUAUCGACAUGAACGAGUGUCUGAACGAUCGACACAAUUGCAGUCACGACUGCUUGAACCUCUUGGGGAGCUACGUGUGCACCUGCUACGAGGGCCACUACCUCCACUCCGAUAAAUCCACUUGUCUGGAUAUAGACGAGUGUCUGGAGAGGAACGGCGGCUGCUCUCAUCAAUGCACCAACACUAUUGGCGGCCAUUUUUGUUCCUGCCCAACCGGUUACGAGCUUUCCCAGGACGAGAAAACCUGCGUCGACGUCGACGAGUGCAAAACGGAUCUUGCCGAUUGCCUCCACGAAUGCGUCAACACUCCGGGCUCGUGGAGGUGUACCUGCCCGGACGGCCACGCGCUUGCCAACGAUUCCAAAACUUGCGUCGACAUAGACGAGUGCAAGGUGGACAAUGGCGGCUGCUCCCACGCGUGUUUCAACAUCGUAGGCGGCGUUAGGUGCAACUGUCCUAUAGGAUUGCGGCUAGACGAGAACGGUAAAACGUGCAACGACGUGGACGAGUGCUCGACGGGCGGUUGCUCGGACGUCUGCAUCAAUUUGGAAGGUAGUUACUCCUGCCAGUGCGCCAACGGUCUCCACCUUCACACCGACGCCAAGACUUGCUUGGACGUUGACGAGUGCGAGAUGGAGAAUGGGGGAUGCUCCGACAAUUGUAUCAACGUGCGUGGCAGUUAUCGUUGCGAGUGCCCAGCCGGUUUCCAAUUGAAGGAGGACGAAAGGACUUGCUCCGACGUGAACGAGUGCGACGAAGAUAACGGUGGCUGCUCCCACGAAUGCGUCAACGAACUUGGUGGCCAUCGAUGCGAUUGUCCGUUCGGUCACGAGUUAAGGAACAAAUCGUGCCACCCUGUAGAUCCGUGUGCCAAUAACAACGGCGGCUGCGAGCAGAUUUGCACCGCGAAGAAUGGGACGGUUGCGUGCGGUUGCAAAGAAGGCUUCCGCCUCGAUGAGAACGAUCCCCCGAGGUGCAGAGAUAUCGACGAGUGCGCUGGCUCGCAACACGGGUGCGAUCAGUUGUGCGUGAACACCGUUGGGUCGUUCGAGUGCUCGUGUAAGCAGGGAUUCGAGAUGCAGAAUUCUACCUGUGUCGAUAUCGACGAAUGCGCCACAAUGGAUUGUAAAGGGUUUGAGUGUAUCAAUUCUUAUGGCAGUUAUCGUUGCGAAUGUGACAUUGGCCAUCGAUUGGAAGGCGAUCAUUGCGUAGAUAUAAAUGAAUGCGCGUGGAACAACGGCGGAUGUGAGCAUGACUGCAUUAAUACAGUCGGUUCCUAUGUAUGCGCUUGUCGACCUGGAUAUAUACCAAGACGAAGAAAUAGAAACCAGUGCCAAGAUAUAAACGAGUGCUUGAACCAUAACGGGGGUUGCAACGGUGGAUGCGUUAACACAGCCGGAAGUUACUACUGUACGUGCAAUGGCGACCUCGUGUUGGCUUCCGACGAGAGAACUUGCAUUUCAGCGGAAUCGAGAUGCCGUGCUAUGGAACCACCCCUGCAUGCAGAAAUCAGAUGUCCAGGUCAUUCUUCCGGGGCAAUGGAUUAUCCUGUUGGAGCCAGAUGUCAUAUACAAUGUCGAAGAGGUUUCAGGCUGGAGGGGCCGCACACGAGAUACUGCAUGGCCGGGGAUCAAUGGAAUGGGAAGGAACCGACUUGCAUUCAAGCAUCGAUCGUGACCGAUUCCCGUUACCAUUCAGACAUGCCACGACCGUUCGUCAGGUGUCCCCGAGACAUGGACGUGGAACUACCCGCAAGGCAGAACACGAUACGCGUCUCUUUCCCUCAGCCCAAGUCCAACAUGAACUGGUGGAGGUACGUGGACGCUUCGCCAUCAUGGGCUAAGCAAUUGCAAGCGGAUUUACCAGCAGGUACGACGGUCGUCACUUUCACAGCAUGGUCGCCCGUUUCGAAUUAUACUAGUACGUGCAGGAUAGUGAUCCGUGUUCGAGAUACUGAGAAUCCAAAAGUUUCGACGUGCCCGACAUCCUUUGAAGUGCGGCUAAGCCCUGGCGAGCGGAAUCGUUUAAUAUUCUGGCAGGAGCCAACGUUCACCGACAACGUCGGCGUCGAACGGGUCUACAAAACGAGGGAACCCGGACAACUGAUGUACCCCGGCAUUCACAACGUGCGCUACAUCGCUUCCGAUGCAGCCGGAAAUCGAGCCGAAUGCCAUUUCUCGAUACACGUACGAGAAUCCGAGCAUCGCCGAGAUUCCGAGCCGCGAUACUACAGAAGAAGGAUGUUGAUGUGCCCCGGAAGAUCACCCCAGCCGAUACCGUCCACCGCUUACGGGGUGAGUUUUACGCGAUUUCUUUGGCGGAGCAAUUUUCGUGGAUGGAUGGAAGGGGAGGGGAGGGGAGGAGCACGUGUCCUAAUUCGAUUUUCAGUGGCAGAUACCGAGCGGAUGUUACCUCAGAUACACGAGGAUCUUCUCGGGGGCGUAUGCUGUUCAGAACUAUCGAGGGCAGAGGCAGAAUGGUUAUCAGGAGGCGAGGGCGGCUUAUCAUCAAGUUCAUCCUGUUCACGGGGGCCAAGGUCAAACUCAACUACACUCUGGCUGAAACAAAGUGGUGGACGCAACGACGCCAUUUGCGGUCGUUCCAUGCACGAUAGUGGAAAAAUUAGUAUCAUUUGCGGCUCGUACGACAAAAUGGUAACUUUUGCUAAUCCUACGGGAUCAAUUGUGAUCCUACAAGAUAUAUGA
This is a messenger RNA of Apis dorsata (giant honeybee), 9644 nucleotides long. Its product is annotated as fibrillin-1-like. Bases 1107 to 9644 code for a protein of 2845 amino acids. Gene Ontology annotation, molecular function: calcium ion binding. The record is from RefSeq and is a predicted model, not a curated record. NCBI's taxonomy places the organism in Eukaryota, Metazoa, Arthropoda, Insecta, Hymenoptera, Apidae. The transcript has 23 exons.